Molecule: messenger RNA, 1880 nt
Organism: Candidula unifasciata
Lineage: Eukaryota; Metazoa; Mollusca; Gastropoda; Stylommatophora; Geomitridae
Source: the annotation of a GenBank genome assembly
AUGCUAGUAAAAACUUUAGCCCUCACCUGGUGUUUACUAGCUUUGACUGGGCCACAUAUUUCACUUGCUGGCAUGGAACUUGGGCAGGGUGGGCCUGAUAGUGAAGACCCAGUUACCACUGAUAUUUAUGACAACUCGAGCACACACGUGCAUGAGAAGAGUAUCAGUGAUCUUUUUGAGCAUAACACAAUGUCUACCCACCUGCAUUCAGCCAAUAAUAAGCUGCUGUUUAAAUCAGAAGGUGAACGUAAGGUUUGGAGCAGUUUAAUUGAGUACCAAAACAUCAGCAUCAGUGAUCAGUUGGGCAGCAAGAACAUUCAGACUCAUCAGACAAAUGGUAUUCAUAAUGUGAGCCGGGACAGAAUAGUCACGGAAGAGAAUCGCUUUGAGAUUCAUGACAAUAACACAAGAAAUCACAGCCAACAUAACUCAUCAGAUAUUACAGUACUUGUCAUUAACAAAGCAGAUGAACUUGCAAAUAUACUCAAACAGGAUAAUUCAAGUGCAGUUGAAAAUGAAAAUUCUAAUAUUACAAAUGGGCUUAUCAAAAAUGAACUUGAUUCUGAGUUGAAAACCGCUACCCAAAAUAAUUCUGUUGAUGUCGGUUCUGAUGAAGUGCAGAAAAAUAAGAAACCUAUGGUCGCAGAUGUUCCUCAUGGUAAUCUUUGCAACCUCACUCACCCCGGACAGACAGAACGUGUGGACAUGCAGUUUACCAGCUCCAUUGUGGACAAUGAAUACAUUAUCACAUUUGAUGGAUACUACAAGACUCUGGCACGAAAGAGAUUCAUCUCUGCAGCUCUGCAAGAGGCUGGGAUAACCUCUUGGAAGAUCAUUCCACGAAUCAACCCUGCCAAUAGUUAUCCCAGUGACUUUGACGUUCUUCAGUUCCAUGGCCAGUCUGAUCAAAUUGGAGUGGAAGCACUGAAGAAUCAUCCACUGAUAAAACGAGUUACUCCCCACAGGAAAGUCACUCGCUCACUGAAGUACACUAAAGUUAAUGAAGAAGAUGAAACUACACCACACGAGGAGCAUGAUGCUAAACACUCUGAUUCUGCCUUCAAUGCAAGAAGUGCUGGCCGCAAAAGUCUGUCUAUGCCUGCCAUGUGGCUGUCACCUUCCAGGUACAAGGCUCGGAAGUUGCUCAGAGCUGUGCCAAAGCAGAUUGUUAGUGCUCUGCAGGCUGAACUCCUCUGGGGAUUUGGUUUCACAGGUGCAGGAGUGAAGGUAGCCAUUUUUGAUACAGGUCUUGCUACAGACCAUCCUCACUUCAAACGGGGUCGUUUAAAAGACAGGACAAACUGGACAAAUGAAAAAACACUAGACGAUGGUCUGGGCCAUGGAACAUUUGUGGCUGGUGUCAUUGCUAGCCAUAAAGAGUGUUUGGGAUUCGCUCCGGAUGCUGAUAUCUAUGUGUUUAGGGUUUUCACCAAUAACCAGGUAUCAUACACUUCCUGGUUUCUCGAUGCCUUCAACUAUGCCAUUUUGAAAAAGAUUGAUGUCCUAAAUCUGAGCAUUGGGGGACCAGACUUCAUGGACCAUCCUUUUGUUGACAAGGUGUGGGAACUGACAGCCAAUAAAGUCAUCAUGGUGUCAGCAAUUGGCAAUGAUGGACCACUGUAUGGAACACUGAACAAUCCUGCUGAUCAGUUGGAUGUGAUUGGGGUUGGAGGCAUCAACUUUGAGCAUCAGAUUGCUAGGUUCUCUUCCAGGGGGAUGACAACAUGGGAGCUGCCGGCAGGCUAUGGGCGAGUGAAGCCAGACAUUGUCACAUAUGGAUCAGCCGUCCGGGGUUCAGCUCUCAAAUCCAGCUGCCGAUCUUUGUCAGGAACCAGCGUCGCCUCCCCUGUUGUCGCUGGAGCAGUCACACUUCUCAUUAG